Molecule: messenger RNA, 1152 nt
Organism: Cornus florida
Lineage: Eukaryota; Viridiplantae; Streptophyta; Magnoliopsida; Cornales; Cornaceae
Product: receptor-like protein 43
Exons: 4
Coding region: 1-1152 (383 amino acids)
Molecular function (GO): protein binding
Source: RefSeq, a predicted model, not a curated record
AUGAUUGGUUUGACCAGUCGUCUAUUCUGUUACCGGCGUCUAUUUGGGGUCCUGCGAGUACCUUGUGCGGUAGAAUUAGGAUUCUUUGUCAGCACUGCUGUGGAAGAUGUAGGAUUCCCAAACUGUGGUGGUGUGAAAGUUGCACGAUUCCCAGAUGGCGGUGCUGUGGAAGUUGUAGGAUGCCCAGAUUAUACUGGUGAUUCACCGAAGUUUGUCGGUUCAAUUCCUGAGCUGGUAUUCACCAAUCUUGCAAAGCUUGAAUAUCUUACUCUUUCCAGUAAUUCAUUUCAAGGGUUAUUGUCAUCAAAUAUUUCAAAGCUUUUGAAGCUCAAAGAUCUUGGUCUGGGUAACAACCAGUUUGUCGGUUCAAUUCCUGAGGAGAUUGGACUACUUUCAGAUCUUCAAUUUAUUUCCCUGGCUAACAAUUCAUUCCAAGGAAAGAUUCCUUCUUCCAUAGGUCCAAUUCCUCCAACAAUUUGGAAUCUCACAAACCUCGAAUCCUUGAACCUCUUUGACAACUAUCUGAAUGGAACAAUUACACCUCAAAUUGGGAAUUUGAAACUACUGACUGCUUUUGAUCUGAGCAAAAACCAAUUAAAUGGUGAAAUACCACCUACCAUUUGCAACUUGAGUUCCCUUGUGGUUCUUAAUCUAUCUAAUAACAGCUUCAUCAAUACGAUUCCACAAUGUCUGGGAAACUUUAGCCAUGAACUCUCUGUGCUAGAUCUGCGGAUGAAUCGCUUUCGUGGGACUGUUCCUGCAAAUUUCUCAAAAUUUGGAGGUGCAAUAGAUACUUCCACCUGUAAACUGCCCUUUCCUAAGUUGCGAAUAAUCGACCUCUCUCACAAUGAGUUCACCGGCCCCUUGCCUGCAGAAUAUUUCAAGAAUUUCAAAGCUGUGAUGAAUGUUGAUGAACAUAAAGUGGGUCGUGAAUGCAUGGGGGAGAAGAACAAUUAUUAUCGAGAUUCAGUGAAGGUGGUGGUGAAAGGGCUAGAGCUUGAACGUACGAGAAUCCUAACCAUCUUCACAACUAUUGAUUUAUCAGGAAACAAUUUUCAAGGGGAGAUUCCUGACUUCAUUGGAAUGCUUCAUCGCUUCGGUUGCUCAACUUAUCUCACAACAGUCUUGCAGGACAGAUUCCAUCUUCUCUAA